Molecule: messenger RNA, 551 nt
Organism: Cryptococcus amylolentus CBS 6039
Lineage: Eukaryota; Fungi; Basidiomycota; Tremellomycetes; Tremellales; Cryptococcaceae
Exons: 3
Coding region: 1-396 (131 amino acids)
Biological process (GO): GPI anchor biosynthetic process
Cellular component (GO): endoplasmic reticulum membrane; dolichol-phosphate-mannose synthase complex
Molecular function (GO): enzyme regulator activity
Source: RefSeq, a predicted model, not a curated record
AUGGCAAAAACACCAAGCGGACAUCGCCGCCCGACGCGUCGCAGCCAUCGACGUGACACCUUUGUCCACCCUCCUCUCCUAUUCCUCUCCAGCGUUCUUCUCCCGCAUCCAAAACACCCCCGGUCGCUCAUCAUGGCGCAAUCAGACAAACUCCUCGGCGGAGCAAUGCUCCUCGUAGCAGCAUUCGUCUUUGUGUACUAUACCACCUGGGCUCUCUUUACCCCCUUCCUCCCCUCCGACUCACCUCUCCAAUCCCUCUUCCCCGCCCGCGAUUGGGCUAUCCGCCUACCCCUCUUCGUCCUGCUGACGGGUAUAUCGGUGAUAGGCCUGUUCUUUGGCAAGGUUCUGCUGGGGGAGGCUAGAAAGAAGAAGCAGAAGGCUGGGAAGAAGGUGUAGAUUUCGUUUUGUUUUCAGUGAGAUGGGAUGGAGAGAUAGAGGGGAAUGUGUAAGAGUAGGAUAGCAAAGAAGGAUGAACGAAUGAGAUGUAUACGAGAAUGUGCUUGAUAAAGAUGUUUAUGCUGCAUAGCUGGGUUGAACGUGUGGGAAAGCGA